GAUCCAUAUUUUACAAUGCAGCAUUUGGACAUGAAGAAGUCACAAUGGCUGCCCGGCACUAUGCGACAUUCCUUAAGAAAUUCUGAUGGGGAAUUUUCUACAGAUACUGUCAGCCUACAGUGGAUAUCUUUCAAGAAGAUAAUGAAGAAAAGACAUGGAGACUCUUUGACAUCAAUGACAUUGGCAGACCUGCAUGCAAAUGAAGAGGAGUUUUGUCAGCUCUAUAAACUUAUUGACAUACUCCUCAGUCUUCCACCAACCAGUGUGCCUUGUGAGACAACAUUCUCACAGCUAAAGCUUUUAAAGACCCAUCGCAGACUUAAAUUGAAGCAAGGUACACUGGAUACUUUGAUGCAAGUGAAUCUUAAUAGCCCGAGUAUUGAAUUGUUAAACCCUGAACCCUCUAUAGACAUGUGGCUGGGUAAUAGUUUGAAACCAAGGGCUGGUAGAAGGCUGAACUACUUCCGUACCCCAAAGAAUCCCAAGGAUAAUGUCACCCAAGAGCCAGAGAGUACUGUUUCCAGAGCAACCGAAAGUGCCCUAGAAAAUUCAGAUGUUCAGGAACAAGAUGAUCAAGUUAUCAUCGCAGAGAUGCAGCAAAAAGAAAUUCAUAUUGAACAAUCUGCGAGUGACUCUGAGUCAGAUUUAGACUCAGACAUAGAUUUAGAUUAUGAUGAUGACAGUGACUACUUUAGUGAUUUCCAGGAUGAAGAGCUAAACUCCAAAAAAAUAUCAAUGUUUGCAAAUGAACAACAAUAACCUGAUAAUAAAAUGAAUAAGAAUAAACAAUAAAAUAUGUUACUGUAAUGUGAUUUCAGGAUUUUUUAUUGUAAACCGAUCCCGUAUUUUUAGUUUGAUUUAAUGCUUGAAAUGUCCGGGCCGGA
Ruditapes philippinarum (Manila clam) is the source of this 884-nucleotide messenger RNA. RefSeq lists its product as uncharacterized. The transcript is spliced from 3 exons. Lineage: Eukaryota; Metazoa; Mollusca; Bivalvia; Venerida; Veneridae. Gene Ontology annotation, molecular function: protein dimerization activity. The record is from RefSeq and is a predicted model, not a curated record. Bases 16 to 759 code for a protein of 247 amino acids.